Molecule: messenger RNA, 954 nt
Organism: Colletotrichum truncatum
Lineage: Eukaryota; Fungi; Ascomycota; Sordariomycetes; Glomerellales; Glomerellaceae
Biological process (GO): mycotoxin biosynthetic process
Source: RefSeq, a predicted model, not a curated record
AUGCAAGACUCGGAAAUGAGUGUCAACGAUACCAUCUCCCCUUCCUUUUCUCUAGAUAGCGAUGAGGAGGUCAAAGGCCUCUUGGAGCCUUCGGUUCCAUGGUCGCAACCCAUCAAACGUUACUCUUUCUUCCGAUCCAACCUCCACAUUGCUCUGUUAUACGUCUCCAAUGCAUGUCUUCUGAUACUCCUUGUCUUCACAACAACCCUCGCUUCACGCGGCGAUCCUGCGCUUGCAGUAUGGUCACCCGCAAACAGUGCCGUCGAGUAUGUUCCGAAGCAGCAUUUUCGAGCGGCACUCUUCAAUUUGACCGAGUACAUGGGGUAUCCUACAGCGGACGGGAAAACCGACAAGCUAUGGAGCGAUCUUUAUAACUUUGGCAUUUCUAUAAUAUCAAAGGAGGAAGCCUCAAAGCUGCCAUCCCCCACCAUUGCGAUUCCAGGAACUGAAGACUACCUCGUUGAACUGGAUGUCUGGCAUGAGCUGCAUUGUUUGAAUGAUCUCCGCAAACUACUUUAUCCGGAGGUUUACGGUGGGCUGCUGGAAGUUACCUUGUCCAAUGGAACUAUUAACCGAGAUACGGAUGCGUUCCGUCACUGGGACCAUUGCGUGGACUCUAUCCGACAGACUCUCAUGUGCCAUAGUGACGUCUCUCCAAUACCUUUCCACGUCAACGUACCAGCGAACAUUGGGAUCUUCCCAAGACUGGCAACCACGCACACCUGCAGGAACUUCACCAAGAUUCAGGAGUGGGCGAAGGAUCGCUGGGCAGGAGAUUGGGACUUUAAUGUUAACGAGACCAAGGCACAAGAGCUUAUAGAAGCUUCGGGUUUUGACAACAGCCCCGAGGAAGAUAUCCAGUUCUUGUGGAGGCUGUUUCCUGGAAACAAGUGGUUUAAGUACUGGCGGGAGCACGAGUACACCAGGCCUGCAACGGCCAAACAGGGCAAUUAA